AUGGCACGCGAUGUGCAUGUGCAUCUCACGGCCAUAUGUGUCGUUGUGUCCUUUUCAUGGAUUUCGUAUAAUUUCGAGAGACAUGCCUUGGUUGAAUGGCCUCGGUUGUCUUCCGUUCUCAUCUUUGUGAUAUCGGGAGCCCUGACAUGGCUUGCAAGUUAUCUCUCCAAAUGGCUGCCAGGAGCUGAUGGCAGGUUUGAUGAGAGCAAGGAGUCGUUGAAAGGCACAUUUGAGCCAUCAAUCCCAGCAAGGCCAAGGCGUUACUUUAUCCCCUUGCUUGUCUUCCUUAUUUUCCUCCGUUUGGAGCUUUUCCAUCGAGUUACGGCGCAGUUGCAGUGCUCAACACCAGGAGUUCAGUCCUUUUUAUGCAGCCUGUUGGUAUUUUAUGACAUCUUCUUCUGUCGACGGCCUUCUCCACCUCAGAUGAAAGAGCAAACACCUUGGGAUAGUCCCUUAGAUGACCUGCUAAGGUGGCUCAACACCGCCCCCAUCACGAUGCUCGUGAGUACUGUCAUUUUCGGUUAUGGAACUUUCCUUGCCGUUGGCCAGGGACCCCGUUCGACUUAUUUUUGCUCUGCCAUUCUGGAUAGUUGGAUCUCGACACUAGCUCUCCAGCUCCUCGGUCUACUCCUAGAUGCCGCCAUCGCCAUAGUCCUACACCGCAUACUCUCCUGGACAAAGACCACCAAAUUGCGUCUGAAAACGCUUGGGGCAAUUCAGGCGCUCACAGGAGUUUUUAUCAAAAUCUUUCAGAUCCUCAUAUCGCCCUUUGUUUCAUCUAGCGAGGGAUACCCGUCAUCACUUAACGGUGUCGACUCGUUGUACUUCUUCGACAUAUUCAUCGACAGCUUUACGUUCUCCGUGUUGGUCAGCUUGCUUACUAUACUAGUCUGCGAAACAAGCCCAGCUAUGCCAGCUAGUAUUAUAACUUUCGUAUCAGGCAUGUCAGCAGCAAUCCAAAACAUUACUCGCAUAGGGGCAUGGCAUAUCCCGUCGAAGUCUGCCGCUAUUAUGCCAACGUACCUUCUCUAUUUGGGCUUCAGUAUCUUCCUGUACACCUCUAACAUGCGAUCCGUCUUGUUCAUUCGGAGAUCUUUCAUCGUUGCUCUACUACCGCUCCUUCUUGUUGGCAUGACUGUGUUCGGUUUCUUGAAAUCCGACACGGUUAAGGGUCAUCCCAUUGAGGGAGAGAUCUACAAUAAUAGAAUACAAGCAGACCGAUGGCUUCGCCUAGCUUCUACAAGCGACAGCCUCCGCGUAGCUGCGCAAGUCUAUCAAGAGCGGCACUAUGGGCGAGAUCCGCCACCGAACUUUGACAAGUGGUAUGAAUUCGCCAAAGAGCGCAAGUCGGUCAUUAUCGACCACUUUGAGCAGAUGGAGAGCGAUAUUCUCCCUUUCUGGGGAAUCAAACCGGAGACUAUUCGGCAGGCCUACAACGACAAACUUCUCAAGGAACAGCGGAUGGCAGUGAUCACGAUUCAGAACAAGAAAGCGGCUCACAAUUACAAAUGGGAUGAUGAACAUCGCAAAAUGCUUGACGAGUUGAUCAACACGAUCAAUCUCUUUGUUGUGCAUUUAUCAGACAUGAAAAUACCAAUCAAUCUAGCCGACCAGCCUCGAGUGCUCACGCCUUGGUCUGAUCUGACCAGAUACACCACUACUGGCAAGAACUCUGCUAAGAAGUUCAAGCUUCUGUCAUCACGCUCAGUGGACGAGCCAGGCGGACAGACAGCAGCACAGCCCCCCAAGGUGGAAGAAGUUACAAACGAAAUAUUCAUACCUAGUAAUCAAAACUUGGCGAAUGAAGUUGCGAUAGGCUUGCCUCCAGUCCCACCGCAGUCGAGUGCGAUGGCAUAUGCCUCUACCAAAGCAUUCAGAGAAUCGGAGGCCUCGGUGUGCCCUGCAGGCAGCCCAGGAAGAUCGGGCCUUCACUGGAACAUACGAGACUUUUGCUCUUCAUGCGUCAAAUACCACUCUGACAACCAGCUUAUUUGGAGCUGGGCGGCAUCAAAGAGUUUAUGUGAGCAGCAAGACAUAACUCGCCUUCAUAGCUUCCACAUGUCAGCCCCAAAACUCGACCCGAUCCGGGAACUGUUACCCGUCUUUAGCAGAUCCAAGGCCGAUGGCUUCAACGACAUUCUGAUCCCCCUCCCGCCCUUGGACAAUGAGGUUGCUGAUGUCAGCAAGCAAUUUCGCCAGCGCAAGGAUGAGCUUUACUGGCGAGGCACAAUCGGCGAAGGCCCCAUUAGUGAUGAGUCUCUACGGGGCAGUCACAAGAGCCGACUCGUCCAUUUGAUCAACAAUGCCACGGCCGCAGACCAGGUGACGAUGAUGGUUCUCGCACCUGCACAGAAGGACUACUUUGGCUACGAGAUCGUGCGCGCUACGGAGGCAAAUAAGAUUCUACCCUUUAAUAUCGGGAUCUCGGACUAUGCCUGUGAGGGUCCGGCGUGCGAUGUUGCGCGCGCUGAGCUGGGCCAGCGGGCCGGCAACGAGGACCCCCUGGAGUAUCGUUACGUGUUCUUGCUCGACGAAGACUCCGGCCCGCCUAAAGACUUACUUCGGACUAUCCGUUCGCCGGGCAGUGUGCCGGUCUUGACAUCUGUGUUUGGAGAGUGGUACUCUGAGCGGCUCAUCCCCUGGCUUCACUUUGUGCCAAUCGACCUGAGAUAUCAUGCGCUGCACACCACGAUGGCAUACUUUUUUGGGCUCAAGGACCGAGGCAAGGUCAAUGGUCGCAAUAUCGAAACAGAAUCCCGGUGGGAGGAUGGCGAAUGGAUCGCCACACAGGGCAAGCGGUGGGCGGACCAGGCGAUUCGAAAGGAAGACAUGGAGAUUUAUCUGUUCCGGCUGCUACUUGAGUGGGGCCGCGUGGUGAGUGACGACCGGGACAGUAUCGGAUUCCGGCUUGAAAAGUCAUAG
This is a messenger RNA of Colletotrichum truncatum, 2922 nucleotides long. RefSeq names its product capsular associated protein. Lineage: Eukaryota; Fungi; Ascomycota; Sordariomycetes; Glomerellales; Glomerellaceae. The record is from RefSeq and is a predicted model, not a curated record.